Molecule: messenger RNA, 4590 nt
Organism: Temnothorax curvispinosus
Lineage: Eukaryota; Metazoa; Arthropoda; Insecta; Hymenoptera; Formicidae
Gene: Gprk2
Product: G protein-coupled receptor kinase 5
Exons: 9
Coding region: 1312-3087 (591 amino acids)
Biological process (GO): protein phosphorylation; signal transduction; regulation of signal transduction
Cellular component (GO): cytoplasm
Molecular function (GO): ATP binding; G protein-coupled receptor kinase activity
Source: RefSeq, a predicted model, not a curated record
GGCACGCCAGUCAGUCGGUUUUUGUCCAUCGUGCGGUGCGGUGCGCGGCGACUUGACGCCGCGAGGGAGCGACUGAACGGUAGAUUUUACGCAAUUUUUACGCGAUCGGGCACGCACAGUGAAACGAAAAUCCGUUUGUCAAGCGAACGUUCGUACAUUCGUCCGGUGAUCUCGUGCCGCGACGACGCCCGCGACCCGUGUCGGGCGCGCAUUCCCGAUUCGGAAGGAAGGAAGGAAGACACAAGUCGCGUUUCUCGCUCCAUCUCUUUCUCACCGCGGGAACGGGGGGAGGGGGGAGGAAGAAGCGCACCUCGUGGGCCCGUGCGGCGGAUCGUGGCCGCGAGAGACCGGAGGCGCGCGGUCGGCCAUUGUGCUCUCUCUCGUCGUGUCGCCGAUACGACCGCGCGUUAUCUGUCACCCUCUGACUCCCCGGAGUGCCCAGUGUCGGCUUAUAACGGGUGAACCUGCGAGAGGGACGUGUUACGCGCGCCGCAGCUCGCCGCCGGCUAUCCACUGUCGGAGCUACGUCGCCGCCGACUGAGUCGUCGUCGUUAUCGUCAUCCUCAUCGUUAUCAUCGGCAUCACAUCGUCGUCGUCUAUCGGCGCCUUCGUCCGCGGUCAGCCAGCGCUAGAGGAUGCGCGUGCACGGGAGCGAGUCCGCGAGGCGGUGCGCGCGAGUAACGCGCCGGUGAACGCGCGAAGAAAUGAAAUGCGCGGGGAGGAGAGCCAUUAGGAAUCCGCCGUUCUCGACGAAUGUCAUUCACCCUGCGUGUGCACCGUAAGAAGAAGAAAAAAAAGGAGAAAAAAAAGAGAAGAAGAAGAAGAAGAAGAAGCAUCGCCGCGGAAGAAGAUCGAGCGAAGAAAACUACCGAGGCAAGGAGGCUGCGCCGAUCGCAAGAACGCGCUGAUCCCUAUUCCGAGGCGUUUCUCUCCCGGGAGUCGAAUCGGAUCCCAAAUGAGUCCAGCCUGUCGAUCGAUCGAACGGACAACCGUUUGACGCAGCAUCGAGGUUUCCUGGGUCGCGGUGGUUCCGUAUCGAGACACGUAUCGGAGAAGAUACGCGGAUCCGCGCUCGUCGAUCCUCGGGAAAAGGGGACCGUUCGUGGACCGCGGUGGUGCCCGCAGGAGAACGCAGAUGGGAGUUUGUCUGAUAGGAGUUCCAUCAACCUCGUGUGACAAGAAUCGAACGUAUUCCCCGCGAUCGACUUCACGACCGCCGCCGCGUCCCCCGCCGACAUCGCCGUCGACCACGAAGCCUCUUCUUCUUCUCCCACCCGAUUCGGUCGCGCAAAUCCGAUCAAGCUGGAAUUGAUGGAGUUGGAGAACAUCGUGGCGAACACCGUGUACCUGAAAGCGAGAGAAGGUGGUAGUGACAGCAACAAGGGAAAGAGUAAGAAAUGGCGGAAGAUACUUCAGUUCCCACACAUUUCCCAGUGCAUUGGCCUAAAAGAUAAACUGGACAUCAGGUAUGGCUAUGUGGUGGACCAGCAGCCGAUCGGGCGGCUGCUCUUUCGACAAUUCUGUCAGGACAAGAAGCCGGCCUACCACCGCUACAACCUCUUCCUGGACUCGAUCGAGAAGUACGAGAUUGAGCUGGACGAGAACCGCAUCGAUCUUGCGAAAGAGCUGUUCGAGCAGUACCUGAAGCGGGAGGGUUCGGAGGUGGUCGACAUCCUGAACGAUUCCCUGAUCUCGCAGUGUGAGGAGCGACUCAGCAGCGGCGGCAAGGAGCUCUUCACCGAGGUCGCGCAGACCGUGAAGAACUUCCUGGCCGGCGAGCCGUUCUCAUCCUUCCUCAGUAGCUUCUACUUCUACAGGUAUCUCCAAUGGAAAUGGCUGGAGGCGCAACCGGUGACGUACAAGACUUUCCGGAUGUACCGGGUGCUGGGCAAGGGCGGCUUCGGCGAGGUCUGCGCCUGCCAGGUCCGCGCAACCGGUAAGAUGUACGCGUGCAAGAAACUGGAGAAGAAGCGCAUCAAGAAGCGGAAAGGCGAGUCGAUGGUACUGAUCGAGAAGAACAUCCUGCAGAAGAUCAAUUCCAAAUUUGUCGUCUCGCUCGCGUACGCGUACGAGACGAAGGACGCGCUCUGUCUCGUGCUGACGAUCAUGAACGGCGGCGAUCUCAAGUUUCACAUUUACAAUAUGGGCUGUGAGCCGGGCUUCGACAUAAAUCGCGCCCGAUUCUACGCGGCCGAGGUCGUGUGCGGUCUGGAGCAUCUUCAUCUUCAGGGUAUCGUCUACAGGGACUGUAAGCCAGAGAACAUACUGCUGGACGAUCACGGUCACGUGAGGAUAUCUGAUCUUGGUCUCGCGGUGGAGAUUACGGAGGGCGACAUGGUGCGCGGUAGGGUCGGCACGGUGGGUUAUAUGGCACCUGAGGUGAUCGACAACGAGAAGUACACCUUCUCGCCAGACUGGUUCAGCUUCGGCUGUCUGCUAUAUGAGAUGAUUGAAGGCCAGGCGCCGUUCCGUGUUCGCAAAGAGAAGGUCAAGCGCGAGGAAGUCGACAGACGCGUCAAGGAGGAUCAGGAGAGGUACUCGACCAAGUUCAGCGAGGACGCCAAGAGUCUGUGUCAGCAGCUGUUGAAGAAGAGCCCGAAGAACAGGCUCGGCUGCAAGUGCGGGCGGCAUGGGGCGAAGGAGGUGAAGCUCCAUAGUUUCUUUCAAUGCCUGAACUGGAAGAGGCUCGAGGCCGGUAUGUGGGAACCGCCGUUUGUGCCGGAUCCUCACGCGGUUUACGCUAAAGAUGUUCUGGACAUUGAGCAAUUCUCCACGGUGAAAGGUGUCAAUUUGGACGCCACGGACGACACCUUCUACAGCAAGUUUAACACUGGCAGUGUGUCCAUUCCAUGGCAAAAUGAGAUGAUAGAGACUGAGUGUUUUAAGGAACUGAACGUAUUAGGUCCUAAUAACACGCCCACCCCAGACUUAUUGAUAAACCAUACACCGCCCAAUAAUGAUGACAGAGGUUGCUUUCCUUUCCGGAGAAAGAGAAAGCAGAGCGAUCGCACGAGGCAGAUCCCGCUGUCGGAGUGCCAUUUGCUAGAGCUGUCGCAAACGCAGAGCUCGGAGAUGCCAGCCAGCUGAUCCACGGUGAACAAGAAUAACAGUCUGAAUCGAUUGACGUCGUCGCCAUUUCGACGUAGCCGCCAUCCUGACGUUGCUGACAGCGCGCGUCCGAGUACCGCUGGUUGCGGCUGCUGCAUUAAGAGCAAGCCGAUCUCAUUCUGUCUCUCGGUGGCAUCCGAAACCACGGUAACUGUCCCCGAAAGCGCCUGUACGGUUUGCAUAAUAAGAAAUCGCAACAACUGCGGGUCCGAGGCGUCCUCUCAGGUUUAUUGGAGCGAGAUCAAAGAUCUGUUCCAGGAUAAAACGUGCGUUCGCGCGAUUCUACGCGCGCGCGUACAGCUACGCAUACGCGGCAAGCAAACGCGACACGCAGAAACCAGACGCAUCGUAUGUUUCUGUCAAAUUCGAAUGACACGUUCGUUACCAAAUAUAUUUUCCUCGAGCUCGAACGAGGGGACACUCGACGUGCACUUUUGCACGUCCAUCAACGUGUAUCGACGUGUUUUAUCGAGCUUCGAUGUGUCCCGAUUCACGAGUCGCGGGCGAGAGAAAAUUUAGGGCGAUAUGUAGAUAGACGAUUGUGUCACUCACAGCGCGAUUAUGUGGCACAUGUAAUAUUCUGAAUGCGAACGGAAAUUCGAUUUUCAGAAUGUGUGUAGCCAACAUGGCAUUUUAUUUCUCGUUAACUAUGAAAUGGCGCACAAAGUCUUCAAUCUCAAGUUUCGGCCUUAUUUUAAGUUGAGACGAACAAGUACAUUUAGGUAUAUCAAUGGAUGUGCAAUUAUUUGCAAUUACUUCUUCGACGUACUUAUGAAUCUUUUUAAAAUUUUUGAGGAUACGUAUAUCGAUGUCGAUCAUGGAUGAUAGUGAUGGAGAGGAGUGUAUGGUUGGAUGUAACGAUGGUAUGUGGAGGAUGCGUCCCCAAAAAUACCAGGCGACUCUCUGCGAGUCGCGAUGGUGCCACUCCACUAUAUGACCGCCUAACUCUUGUCGUCCGAUGAGAUCGUCGGUGAGAGUGUCGAUCAGGGCAAUGAAUAUUGCUGUCGAAUUUGUUUAUAUAUUUACGUCGGCGCGGUCGAGCGCUCGCGAGAAAACGGCUAAUGGCUAAUCUGAAGAGCUACGUCUAAGAGCGCGACGAGCGAAUUAGUAGCGAGGUAUAUUGAUGCUCGUUAUUGGCCGUUAACCUUGUCUCUUUAUUAUAUAUACACGAGUCUGUUUUCUUUAUUUAUUAUUCUAAGAUUAAAUUUUUAGUUUUAUCAAUUAAUGCAAAGCUGUGAACCCAAAAGGCGCGCAUUUCAAUAAUCGAAUCUCAAAAUGGUCAGUCUCACAGCUCUGUAAAAGUAAUUACUUUUUAUAAUGAUUACUGAAAUAAUCAAGGCUUAAUUUACGAGGAUCGAAAAUAGUUGAACAGUGUGGGUCAAAAUGUCUCUUAAAUAAGUGUCAAGCAAAAUUAUUAUUUCCGAACGUGUUUCAUAUAUUUUCUUUUUGAUAUGAUUGAAUUUUUUUCUUAUAUUAAAUACA